GUCAUGAGGGUUAUGAGGGAGGAGACAGAGGAAACAGCAGAUAAAGGUGCAGGACUCGGCAUCUCUGCGAAGUCCGGUCAGAGCCGCCGCUCCUCAAGGCUCGCCUGCCAGCGAAGACCCCGCAAGCACCAGUCAGUGUUUCCGAUCUGAACUUAUAAAUCAAUUACCGAAUGAUGCAUUUUCACGUUGACUGCAGGUGACCUGCAUCAAAGCCAGCGAACAAGUUACAAAUGUAACAUCCUGCAUCAAAAAAGUGCCUGAUUGAUGAAUUUCCAGUAGAAAACAAUUAGGCCAGGACUGUGACUCGGCUCACGAUGUCGGAUUCUGACUACCAGAGGCUGAUGCAGUUUAACAAGACCUUCCACCGCUGUUAUGUGGAUCCCUCUUGCGACCACACACAGCUUCUGUACCACAACGUGACUGAAGUCAACGACCUGAAUCUCCCCGGAGAUGGAUCCCCAUUUCUCCGCACCGCCAUUUCCCUGGUGUACUGUGCAGUUUGUGCAGUUGGCAUUGUGGGUAACGCCCUUGUGCUGUUCCUCCUCCACUCCAGUAGGAGCACCAACAAGAGCACCAUCAACUUUUUUGUCUUCAACCUGGCUGUCACUGACCUCCUCCUUUCUAUGGUCUUGCCAUUCUGGGCAGUAGAUGUAGCUCUGGACUACAGCUGGCCGUUCGGCUGGUGCAUGUGCAAGGUGAUGUCAUUCUUAACCUCGCUGAAUGUCUACGCCAGCGUCUUCUUCCUGACCGCCAUGAGUGUAACGCGCUGCUGCUCAGUGGCCACUGCCCUCAAACCAGUCAAACCAGUAUGCCAGAGGAUGUGCACAGUGAGGCUCAUGACAAGCCUGAUCUGGUUGGGGGCUCUGCUGUCGGCAACCCCCAGUGCCGUGUUUGCAGAAGUAUCUGCAGUGGGGGUGGACCAGGCCUGUCUCCUCCGCUUUCCUCAGGGCACUUUUUGGUUGGCCGUUCACCAACUACAGAGAGUAGCGCUGGGUUUUCUGAUCCCAUACAUAGUAAUCGCCCUCUCCUACAUUCUCCUUCUGCGUUUCCUUUGCAAACAGCCUCUCACUGGUGCCAACCACCUUCGCCAAGCCAAAGUGUCUCGGUCAGUUGUGGUGGUGGUUUUGUCAUUCUGCACCUGCUGGUUCCCUAACAACAUCAUCACUUUCUGGGGUGUCCUGAUCAAGCUGGACCUUGUGGAGUUGAGCAAAUCCUACUACUUAACUCACACUUACAUCUUUCCUCUGGCCACCUGUCUGGCUCACAUCAACAGUUGCCUAAACCCAGUCAUCUACUGCUUGAUGAGGAAGGACUGUCGCAAGGGGCUUAGCAACCUCCUCUGGAAGUCUAGUUUCUCAACUCUCUCCAAGGCCUGUCUUUCAGCUAUAAGAUACAGCCAUGUCAAGGUCCAGGAGGAAUAUUUUGCAGUCCCAUGCAACACAGUGGAGAGCCAGACCGCUACGUCAUACUCCAAGAAGCUUGCACAAGCCUGCAUGACACUCUCUAUCGCCCACACCCCGAAGAGCUCUUCCCCACUGGACAACUCAUAACCCAUCCAUCCAUCCACUUUCCAAACCACAUAUCCUACUGGAUUGCGGGGGGUCCGGAGCCUAUCCCGGAAGCAAUGUGCACGGGGCAGGGAACAACCCAGAAUGGGGGGCCAGCCCAUCGCAGGGCACACUCACAUAACAUUCACUCACACAUGCACUCGAAUUAGCCUCAGCAUGUUUUUGGACUGUGGGGGGGAACCGGAGUACCCGGAGGAGACCCCACGACGACAUGACGAGAACCUGCAAACUCCACACACAUGUAACCCAGGCGGAGACUCGAACCCGGGUCCCAGAGGUGUGAGGCUUCAGUGCUAACCACUGCACCACCAUGCCGCCGCACAACUCAUAACCUUCCAUCUUAAAAGAAUCUAGCAGCCUUAGUCACUUUAAUGUAACAAAUGUUUAUAAAGAAACUGCAUCUGACAAAGCAAGUUUAUUGUACUGUUAGUUAGUUUUAUGCUUUAAAAUAUAUGCACAUCAUAUACACAUUAUUUCAUGCAAUGUCCAAACCAGUAAUAAAUCAAUAAAAUGUAAAAUUUCGAAACCGGAAUCCAAUAUUGAGUUUUUCUGGUUCGGGUGGACUUAAAUUUAAGACUUUAAUGGCACACAGAAUACUUUAAUGCAACACAGAAUUAACUCUUACACUGGCAUAUCCAGGAGUCGGUUUUCCCCACAGUAACAAUUUCAUGCACAUCACGCGCGCUGAAGCUUAAAGCCGAUAAGCCCCUCACCUCCCAUCCCUCAAUAUUCAAUUUAGUAAUGAGAAGCAAAAUGUUAAAGCAAGUAGGGAGUGCCCAGACUUUUUUAAUGAAUCUUUAUUUUGACUCAAGCAAUGAAUUAUAACUUCAUAUAACAGUCACCACAGGCCAAAAUGCAAUAAUCAUUGUCAGAUUCCCAAAUUAAAGUUUUGAUACACUGCAGGGUAUUACUUCUUAAAAGGGGAAUGUUCUAGUUGCAGUACUUCUCUGGUGGUGCAGUGCAUUAUAAUCAGAAUGCAGAUUAUUUGUCAGCAGUAUUACUGAGGCGGUCGCAGGCUUGAGUUCACUUACCUGGACUGAUGAAGGGUAUCUAACGUCGAUGUUUCCUGACUGCAGGAGCUGGACAAAGAUUUUCUGCAGAAACAAAAGCAGCAUCAAACACUCAAAAAGAUUUUAUGAGCUUUGGUUUCAGGAAGGACAUCGAUCUGCACAGCUGUCAGAUUUUCCAUAAUAUGUGUAAGGAAAAAGUGUAGAUGUGCCCAGUUACGUAUCGUUAAUGUUAAUAUGUUCAUGUGGUGUUAAUUGGUUUUCUUUGCUGUGUCUGAAAAUAAAAACCACGACAUUAUUAAUUAUCCUGUAACAUUGUUAUGCAUUUAAUAUUUAGCAUUUUUUGUAAAUAUCUGUAAAUAUACAGUUGUGGAAAACAAUUGAGAACACAACAUCAUUUUUUGUUUCAUUUCUCAGUUUAUGGGUGUACUUCAAUGAAUAUAUAUAUAUAUAUAUAUAUAUAUAUAUAUAUAUAUAUAUAUAUAUAUAUAUAUCAAACUGCAGCCUGUUUUUUCCCCUGUUUCGCAUUAAUGAAGGGCUUCUUCCUUGCUUUAAGGGACAGUCUGCCCUAACAGUGCAUUUCACACCUUUUGAAGGUCACUUGAUGUCAUCCUUUGGGAAACUGUCAGAUAAGUUACCAGUCAUCGCUGGCAUCAGACAGUCGGUUCCGUCCUUUACUUGGCUUUUUUUCCUAGUCGUUCCCAGUGUCUCCAGCUUCACCUUAUUUCUGUGUCCUGCUGUCUUAGCAGUUUUGAACCUGUUAGCAACCAGGUGCUCAGCAUAUCCUACUGCCAGCAGAGUCAGGGUUAAACCAAUAUUUAAAAAUGCAGAUUUACUUAACAAUAUAGAUUGGACUUUUUUUGGGCAUUGGACUUUUUUUCCAUGGCUGUGCCAUGUGUCAUAUUGUGCUACAUGUUUACUUUUUAUGCAAAUAAACUUCAGA
Molecule: messenger RNA, 3518 nt
Organism: Brienomyrus brachyistius
Lineage: Eukaryota; Metazoa; Chordata; Actinopteri; Osteoglossiformes; Mormyridae
Product: relaxin-3 receptor 1-like
Exons: 2
Coding region: 315-1550 (411 amino acids)
Biological process (GO): G protein-coupled receptor signaling pathway; immune response
Cellular component (GO): membrane
Molecular function (GO): G protein-coupled receptor activity
Source: RefSeq, a predicted model, not a curated record